Haplochromis burtoni (Burton's mouthbrooder) is the source of this 1236-nucleotide messenger RNA. It is a transcript of the gene kifap3a, whose product is annotated as kinesin-associated protein 3a. NCBI's taxonomy places the organism in Eukaryota, Metazoa, Chordata, Actinopteri, Cichliformes, Cichlidae. Gene Ontology annotation, cellular component: ciliary transition zone; axoneme; kinesin II complex. Gene Ontology annotation, molecular function: kinesin binding. The record is from RefSeq and is a predicted model, not a curated record. Gene Ontology annotation, biological process: cilium organization; microtubule-based movement.
AUGUACUACAGCCAGUCUGUCAGGAACUUAAAGGGAUGCACUCUGGAUAUCCACCCGACUGACACAGCUCUUGUUGUUCAGUAUAAGGUGGAGGCAACUGUUCUUGGGGAGCUGGAGGAACCCAAGGUUGUCGUCCAAAAAGAUUGUCAGAAAAUCAUUUUCCUAAAAGGCCUGAAUGCCAGCACAGACACCACUCUUGCUCAGAAGGUGGUUGAGGAAUGUCCACUGAUUCACCCAUCUAAACUCCAUGAAGUGGAACAGUUGCUCUUCUACCUGCAAAACGGCAAGCAAUCAAAUGACACCCAGGUGAAAAAACAGAUAUCACUUCGAGACUUUCCUCCUUAUGCUGGAUUAGAACUGGACAACAAAGCGGGCAUCAUCAGAAUUGAUGAAUGUGAGCUGCUUUAUGAGGACAUUGAGGAAAAGACCUCAACUCUCAUCCUCCAGCUGGCUCGCAACCCAGAUAACCUGAGGGAACUCAUACAGAAUGAAACUGUCCUUAGAGCCUUGGCCAGAGUCCUAAGAGAAGACUGGAAGUGGAGUAUGGACUUGGCAACAACCAUCAUCUCUGUCUUCUUCUGUUUCUCCAGUCUUUUACUUCAGUUCCAUGGAAUGAUCACACAUUUCAAGAUUGGGUCCCUGUGUGUGAACCUCAUUGAAUAUGAGCUGAAGAAGUAUGACCUUUGGCAAGAUGAGCUGCAGAAGAAGGAGCAAGGUACAAGAACCACAGCUAAAAUAACUGUUACCUGCACUGUAAUCUUUGACCCUGCAGUUGCUCUGUUUCUGCUGCUCAACCUGGGUGAAGACACACACACAGAGCUGAAGAUGAGGAACAAAAACACUGUUCACAUGCUUUUGAAGAUUGUGGACCGUGAAGAUAAUGAGCUACUGCUGGUUGUUAUCACCAUCCUCAAGAAGCACUCUAUCUUCCUGGGGAGCAAGAUUGACAAUGUGGAAAUGUCAGUGGUAGAGAAGCUGGCCCGUUUCGUUCCCAGUGACUACAAGGAGCUCCUGGACGCCACCCUGCGCCUCCUGUUCAGCCUGUCUUUUGACACUUCUCUCCACAACCAGGCUGGAUUCAUUCCCAAACUUUCCUCUCUGCUUGCUGAUGAGGGCCAGAGACAGCUCAGCAUGUCCAUUCUGUAUAACAUCAGCAUGGACCACAAAUUUAGGUCCAUGUUUGCCGACACAGACUGCAUACCGCAGCCAACCUUCGUCUUUGUGGACAUGCUGUGA